Ramularia collo-cygni is the source of this 639-nucleotide messenger RNA. Its product is annotated as related to YSA1-sugar-nucleotide hydrolase. The transcript has 4 exons. The record is from RefSeq and is a predicted model, not a curated record. Gene Ontology annotation, cellular component: nucleus. Gene Ontology annotation, biological process: ribose phosphate metabolic process; nucleoside phosphate metabolic process. The coding region runs from base 1 to 639 and encodes 212 amino acids. Lineage: Eukaryota; Fungi; Ascomycota; Dothideomycetes; Mycosphaerellales; Mycosphaerellaceae. Gene Ontology annotation, molecular function: ADP-ribose diphosphatase activity.
AUGUCGUCACAAGCACCCACCAUCCGCCGGAUCAGUCCGCUCCCUACUGAAGAGGCGAAAUGGACGGAGCUGCGCAAGAUUGAAUGGACUGACCAAGAUGGCAAAGAUCGCAUUUGGGAAGCCGCCGCACGCAAGACCCGUGGCAAAGGCGGAGUUGAUGCCGUCGCCAUUAUCCCCAUCCUGCGUCACCCGUCUCGCCCCGCGUCAACCAUGAUCAUUCUUCAGUAUCGUCCACCAGUCGAGGCUGUCUGCGUCGAGUUCCCAGCCGGUCUCAUCGAUGAGGGUGAGACCCCAGAGCAGGCUGCAGUUCGUGAGCUCAAGGAGGAGACUGGUUAUGAGGGCAAGGUACUUGAUUGCAGCCCGACGAUUGUUGCCGACCCUGGCCUGACGAAUGCGAACAUGCAGAUGGUCGUCAUCGAGGUCGAUCUCAAGGAGGGCGACAAGGAGCCAGAGCAGCACCUGGAAGCCGGCGAACACAUCGAGAGGGUCAUUGUCCCACUCAGUGAGCUCCACGACAAACUUCAAGAAUUCGACGCACGAGGAUUCACUACCGACAUCUAUGUUGCCUUCAUGGCAAGCGGUUGGUACUGGGGACAGAAGCUGGCAUCCGAGCAGUCUAGUGGAUCGGUGUCAAGCUAG